Pseudopipra pipra is the source of this 7298-nucleotide messenger RNA. It is a transcript of the gene CCDC102B, whose product is annotated as coiled-coil domain containing 102B. The transcript has 6 exons. Lineage: Eukaryota; Metazoa; Chordata; Aves; Passeriformes; Pipridae. The record is from RefSeq and is a predicted model, not a curated record. The coding region runs from base 97 to 1224 and encodes 375 amino acids.
AUGAGAAAAGGAUGCAGGAAAUUCAGUUGUUUACACAUGUGUCUGUAACACUGAGAAGCAAGAAGAGCCCAGAAAACUCAGAGGAAGUGAAAUUAGAUGAUGAAUCAAAACAUGAACUUGGGCUCCAUUCAGAAACAAAUGGAAGAGACACACAUUUUUGGGACCCAACCAAGACAACCUUAUACAUUAGGUGGAGAUUGCCAACCAGAUGACCAUCUAUGUAAUUCAAAUCUGCCAUCUCAAAGUUUCUACCCAUGUUCAUCUCAUUAUACAUAUAUGCAUAUGAAUUACAGCAGUGAUUGGGAAAUUUUUGAAGCAGUAAAAAUUCAGGAAUUGGAAGAAGUCAAAGCCAGAGCUGCCCAAAUGGAGAAGACCAUGCGCUGGUGGUCAGAUUGUACUGCUAACUGGCGGGAGAAAUGGAGCAAAGUUAGAGGAGAAAGAAAUAAAGCCCGAGAGGAAGCAAGACAACUGAGAAUCAAAAUAGACAGUGCUAUAAAAGAAAUAAGUAUGCUUAAAAAAAUAAAUCAAAAUUUAAUAAGUGAGAAGGAAAGCUUAGAAAAUGGAACUGCCUGGAAAACAGAAUGCAGUUGCUCAGAAAUAUAUUAUGGUAAAAAAGACCAAAACCUGUUAACAUUUCUGGAACCAGAACCUGUGAAAGAACUGAGUAAAAUCAUCAAAAUUCCUGGGGCAGAAGACAAAAAGAAGGAUGUAGAGGUAAAUAAAGUCCAGAGCAAUCACAAUAAAAAAUUCACUCCAAAGUCCCCUGAUUUCUUCCUUGAUGGACUUCCCAGUAUCUAUUUGGAGGAAGCUAAAAAAAGUUUGGACACUACAGCUAAGACAACUGAGAAUGACUUAAUACAUGUUUCAGUCUUACAUUUGCAUUUGGCUGAGAUUAAGAAAAUCUUACAGAAGGAAAGAGAAAUGAAUGCAUUUCUGGAAAAAGAAAUGGAAAAGAUGGAAAAUGAAUUAUUUCUUUAUAAAUGGAAAUAUGAAGAACUGAGGCAAACCAAACUGGAAAACCUGAAACAGCUGGAAAGAAUGCAGUGGGAGAAUACCUCUGAAUGGCGAAAGAGAGAACGACCUGAAGCAGAAAAGCACAGUUUAGAAGAAGAGACUAGAAAACUGAAAUUACAGAGCAAGGAGGUGGAAGAAAGUGAACACAGGAUUUGGGACCAGACGAAAUUCCUUGUAUGUUGCUGGAGAUUCUCCCAAGACAGUGAGUGAAGAUGCAGGAGAUCAUCAAACAGCCCUGCCAGCAGCAAGACCAACAGCAAAGAGGAGGAGCGAACAACUUAUAUUCUUCAUAAAGACUUACAUGGAAAUGUAAUUGAAGAAGUGCAUGUCAGACAUAUAAAGGAACACUGCAUGCAUUAUUUUUAUGUAUUCCUGAUUUUUUGAUAGGAACAAGGGAAAUUAUAGUGUCAGUGGGUACAAAUUUAGAAUUUUUGUUGGCCAUUAUCUGUCCUUCCUUUCUAGUUGUCUUAAUGGCUCUCUUCUAAAGUAAAAUGUGGAUUUGAAUUAACAUGUCCUAUAUUUUAUCUUUGGGGAAAAGUACUUUAGAAUGUGCAUGGCAUAGCUGAGAGGUUCACAUUCUGUCCUGGAAAGACAAUGAGUCUGAAGUAGAAGUCAGUGGUUUGCUUCUUGCUUUGCUCUUGCAUUUUGCUUUCAUAUAGCAGUGAGCAAAUACAUCUGUACUUCAGGUCCUCCUGAAAAUGAUUGGAAGCUGAGAUCUGCAUGUUUUUCUGACCCCCCCUGAGCUUUUGUCUGCUGCUGGAGAUGGAAUUCUAAAGCAGAAAGAUCUGUGUUUUGACUACCUUCAUACUUUCUUAACCCUCCUUCAUGUCUAGAAAUGCUGACCUAAUCCCAGCCAUUACCUCCCAGGAUAGACUAAGGGAUAUACAAUGAGGGAAUAUUGUCUUUUUCUGAUGUCAGUGCUAAUACAUGAGUUCAUCAACAAGGUAUACAGAGAUACAGUGAGAUAAUGUAUUUUAAAUAGAGUUUAAACAUGUUAAACUUCUAAGAAUUGAAAAUAAAAUAAGAUUCGUAAUAUUUUUUUUCAUAAUCCAAACUUCCUCCCUUUAUUAGUUCACUGGUUCAAGGUUUUUUAUUAAACAAAAAGUUCUGGUCUUGUUCCCUGCGUUGUGAAAUGACACACUGACUUUCUCUAAAACUCCAUCUGCUUUUCUUCUACCAACGUCUUCUUGCCACCUCAGUGUGUAACAGCAGUAUUGAAAAAGUUGAUGUGCACAAUAUUAAUGGAAAGUGCAUAAUUAUUGAUUUUCAAAUGUUAUAACAGCCAAGUGCACUUUUAUGGUUACCUUGGAGCACUUGAAAAUGCAGCAGUACCACUCAACAUCUUACUGAUAAAAGCUUGUAUCAUUUAGAUAAGCUUUACAGAUAAGAUUUUUUUGUCUCCUAUCCUUUGACAAGCCAUUAGAAAUAUACUUGUUUUAGAGAUAAAGCCCUAGGGUUACAGCAUUGGGCAAAAUCUGUAUAAGCUCCAGGGUCUCUUUUCAGCCCACAGUAACAUCUGUGGCUAAAAAUCAAGUCAAAUGAUUUUAUGAGUUACUAGGGAAACUGGGAUUCUGUCUUUCCCCUCUAUAUUUCUAAACAAGUAGGAAAAACAAGUAACCUUUAAAUGGUGCUGGAGAACAUUUCUGUGCUUGGUAGUGUAAUAAGGAUAUUGAUGGAAACCAAACUAGCAGCUAAUUUCUUCUCCUCUGUCUAACUCUACCACAUAAAUAUCUUGUACUUGUUCACUGUAUUAUAAUACUCAGCAGGUGUGAUACACCUGGGUAGUCUAACAGUCAUGGUGACAGUAAAAAGAUCAUCAGAUGAUGCUAGUUUAAAAAUUUAUAUUUCAGAAUAUCAAUGCAGUAUCUUUUCUUUCUCAUGAGGAAAUUAUACUUUCUUGUGGGGUAGUUAGUAUUCGCAUUUGUCCCACACAUGUCUUUGUAAUCACUUAUUGAUCAUAUUUUACUUUCAGGUGCCUUCUGAGUAGCACUUUUUAAGUUUUCUUGCUUACCUAUGAUAGAUCACGCAAGAUGCCUUAAUUUUUCAUAAUUUCUCCCUAUUCUCUGACGUAGAGAAAACUCAGCUACUUCCAUUAACUUCAUAAAAUAUUUAUGUUGUCAAUAUAUACACAGAGAACUUCAGAGGCCUCUAUGAAGAAGUAAGCCAAUAAAUUAGUCACUUGAAGGUAAGCCAAAAUGAGAUGAUGCAUGAUUGCCCUGGCUGGAGUUCAGUAUGUUUGACCUUUUCAUAAUAAUACUAGAAUGUCUCCUGAUCUUAAAUAGACAUCUAUGAUAUUUACUGUAUAUCAGUGUUGCCGUCCAUUCCUCUUCAGACUUUACACGGUGACUAAGCAUAAUUAACCACACAAACUCCUAACGCUAAAUCUGGUUGCCAACCUUUGAGCUAUUCUUCAUCUCUUAAAUGAGUGGUGCCUAAAAAUGUGGAUUGUCUCUAGAAAAACUUCACAAAAUAGUCUUUCUUAUUUUCCUUUUCAAGGUGAUAGAUAGUAUGAAUGUUUUAUGUAGAUCAGUUUUACAAACAGAUUAUAAACGCAGUGAUAGAAAUACCUGCAAAUAAUUUUCACAAUUUUCAAUUAAACCUUGUUUAAUACCAUAUAUAAAUAUAUAUAUUAUUUAAUAUUGGAAUACAUGCAGAAAGAUAAGAAAGAGUGAUUUAUGUGGUUUUGUAGUCACCUAGUAGUUGAUAGGAAAACAGUGGGUAACACUGUGUUUAGAACAUAAUAGAAUAACUCACCUGGAAAGGAUGAAUAACAAUCAUCUGGUUCAACUGCCUGACCACUUCAGAGCUGAUGAAAUGUUAAAGCAUGUUAUUAAAGGCAUUAUCCAAAUGCCUCUUAAACACUGACGGGCUUGGGACAUUGACCACCUCUCUAGGAAGCCUGUUCAUGUGUUUGAUUACCCUUUAGGUAAAGAAAUGCUUCCUAAUGUCCAGUCUUAACCUCCCAUGGCACAACUUUGAACCAUUCCUAUGCAUUCUGUCACUGGACCCUGGGGAAAAGAGUUCAGCAUUCCUUCUCCAUUUCUGUUCCUCAGGAAGCUGCAGACGGCAAUGAGAUGGCCUUUCAGCCUCCUUUUCUUCAAACUAGACAAGACCAAAGUCCUUAGUCCUUAGUCACUCCUCCUUCCAGCCCUUUCACCAGUUUUGUUGUCCUUCUCUGUAUUCAUUCCAGACCUUCACAUCCUUCUUAAAUGGCGGGGCCCAGAACUGCACACAGUGCUCAUGAUGAGACCACAGCAACACUGAAUAGAGCGAGACAAUCACUUUUUUUGACCAGCUGGUUACACUGUGUUUCAAGCACCCAGGAUGGGGUUUGCCCUCCGGACUUCCAGGGCACUCUGCUGACUCACAUUGAGCCUGCUGUCAACCAGCACACCCAGAUGCCUUUCUGCGAGACUGCUCUCCAGCCAUUCCUCUCCCAAUUUAUACUUGUGCCCAACAUUACUCCAUCCUAGAUGCAGAAUCCAGCAUUUAUUCUUGUUAAAUUUCAUCCCAGAAAUUAUCACCUAAUGCUCUGUUCUUUAUAAAUCUCUCUGCAAGACAUCUUAUCCCUCAAGAGAGCCAACAGCACCUCCCAGUUUGGUCUCAUCAGCAAAUCUGCUAACGGUGUAUUCAGCUCCUGCAUCCAGAUAAUUGAUAAAUAGAUUGAACAGAACUAGCCCUAGAAUUGAACCCUGAGGAGCACCGCUGAUGAUCAGUUGCCAGUCAGAUGUAGCCCCGUUCACUACAACCUUUUGAACUUUGCCCUUCAGCCAGUACAGCGUAAACAAACUCAUCCCACAGUUGAACAAAUUAUCCAGAAGGAUGCUGUGAGGGACAGUAUCAACAGCCUUAGUAAAACCCAGAAAAACUAUGUAUAUCAUCUUCCCUUUCUCCACAAGGCAGAUGAAUUUAUGAUAGAAAUACAUUGAAUUAGUUAUAUAGGACUUUCCCUUUGUGAAUCCAAGUUAACUGUACUGUGUUGACUUCCUCCUUCUGCACUGAAGUGCCGCUUAUCUGAGGGAUGUCUCAGUCUCCCUCUACAAUACUUUGUAAACACUUUUCAAGAUACAUGCCAAAACAAUGCAUACUUAUUCCACUGUUCACUUGAUUAACAGUAGAGGAUAACUGUGAAGGACAUAUGACCAGCCCCGAACUUUGUAUUUGGUAGGGUGGGAGGUAUCAGAGUUUAAUUAAAAAUUGGUGACUUUUUUCUACUGAAAUAUCUACUCUUGUAUUCCCCAAUCCUCCUAUCUCCAUGACUUCCACAACUGAAAGGUUGUCUCAGAAUAACCGGAGUCUACUUUCCCCACUUUAAAGGGAAAGAAAUCUCUAAUAUUGAAUUUAAAAUAUGCCAGUAAGCAAUUAUUUCUCAGAAACUAUGAAGAUUCUUGGAUGCUUUUUACCAUUACAGAUCUUCUAUCACAUGACUUCAGGAAGAAGGAAAGAAAUUUUAUUCAAUUGAAAUCAAAAAGGUCUAUUCAAAAUGAUCUAAAAAAUAGCACUUAUUUAGGGGGAUAUUCUAAAUAUAUUCAACAAAUAUAACUAUGUUAGACUGCAAAUGUGAUUCACUUGCCUCCUUUAAUCAUGAAUAGAAUAUUUUCCAGGCAAUGCCAUUUCAGGAAUCUAUUGAUCAUAAUUAGAAAAGGACCAUGAAUGACUAUUUAUGCUAAGAUUGGAUAAAAAAUUCUUAAGGUUAUUAACAUUUGAAAGGAAGAAAAUGUAGAUAAGAAAAGGACAAACAAAACCAUGCUAUUUAACAUUUAAGCUUUGGGUUUUAUCUUUGUAAGAGAAUUUAAAAUGAAGAAGCAUUUGCAUAUCAUCAAUCAGUGAACACAUCAGAAGUUAAAAAUGGAUUUCCUAGCUUCAUUAGCUCAACAAAAUGCAAUGGUACACAUACAAUAGACUGUAUUUCUGUUAGUAAAUUAAUGCUUUUCUUCCAGUCAGAUAAUCAAUAAAAAUACAAAUGGAUUCAACAGCUGAUGUUUUACAUAGCUUCUCAUUAAACAUUGUACUGCUUUAUUGGUAUCUACAAAUGGAAUUUAAGAAGUGGAGCUUUGAGAAUUUUGAAAUGGCAGCAUAUUCCUGAAGGCCCUUAGUUGUUCCCUAAUGUUCUAUGGGCAUUGAUUAGAGAUCAAUAAAAUCAUGGAUCUCUCUCUUAGGGAGAAAAAAAAAAUUUAAAAAAAUUGUGUGGACCAAAUAGUGUCAUGGUAAUACUCUAAGAAAAUAAUUUAGAAUAAGGAAAAAUAUCAAACUUUGAGCUGUCUGCGUUUAAAAGAAAAAAAGAAACCCAGUAUUUUUAAUGUACUUUGAUGCAUCUUAGACAGGUAUUUUGAAAAAUCACGAUUUUUUCUUAAUAUGAAACCUCAAAUUUAUGUGAUUAUUCUCAUAUUUUAUUCUUUCCUUACUGUGCGCUAAUGCUGCACCAUAUUUUACUCCUUUUACUAAUUGUCAGAUAUAUUGUUAAAAAUCAGAUUGAGCAGAAUAGGAAGUAUUAGAUGCUUUUACUGCAUCUAAUGGAACGAUAAUUUUUUUCCCAACUUAAAUGCCUUAUGAAAGCUUACAUGUAAUUACAUAUAAAUAAUCAUUGAUCAGAUUCUCUUUUUACAGUGUUGUGGUGUGUUAGCCAUGGCUGACUGCCAGGUGCCCUCUGAGAUGCCUCUCCACAGAAGAGGGGGAGAAAAUAGGAUUAAAGAGCUUGAGAAUCAAGCUAAGGACGGGGCGAUUUCUUAUAAAGUAUUUUCAUGGGCACAACAGAUUUGACUUGGGGAAAUAUAGCUUAUUGCUAAUUAAUUACAGUGUAAGAUAGUGAGAAAUAAAAAAACUAAACAAAAACCACCUUUCCCUCCCCCUUCUUCCCAUGUGUGGCAGUUUGAGCCACAUUAGAAAUCUAAAAUCCAAUUUCCAGGCUUCCCCCACCCCUUCCUACAUUUUGUCCCAACACCGAAGAGAAAAUUUUCAGGCAAGAGGCUUCUAUAGGGAAAGGGAGAAGCAUAUAUACAUUUUAUUUACACAAUUAAAUAUACUGUACAAAUUAAAAGCAGCUAUAUAUAUAUUAUUACACUUCUAUCAGUCUCUUCGAAGCUUCUCCUUUUAACUUUAGUCCAGGAAAAGCCUUUCAAGGCUGAUAGGUAACGCAGUCUCUCUCUCGUGGGAGUGUUCGGGGCCCCUGAACACUCCCCCACCAACCUUCAGCUGCUUGUGGAAGUCCUUCCUUCCUCACAAAGUCCAAGAAGGCAGCUCUGAGUCCUUUCUCCUUCGUCCUGUGUCAUUUGUGCUGUGUGAUC